GAACUGUAGGGAAGCAUCAUACAGUAUUUCUAGACCUCGCGACGCCCUCAGUCUCCCACACAGCCGGGGAGAGAUAGGAGCAGCCCAUACAAUAGCGCAUCCCCCUGAAAACCCACAUCAUGAUAUUUUUGCGUAACAUAAUGUUAAAUCUUCAACGUUAAUCUUGUGAUAAGAGUACGAGUCACGGGAAAGCAAAGACAAUUCAACACGCUGUCUGUUCAGCGUAACCUCGCGGCAGCUAAAAGGGUUCAAAAAACAGAAUCUGCUACUGCAACGAAAGCGACUGAAGUUCAUCAUAUCAGCAAUCCGCAUGCUUUUACGAAGAUUAAAAGAGUGAUUGAGGAUUGAAGACUACUGCCACUUUGAUCUGUGAGGGCGCCAACCAAUAAUGGCCCAAAGGAUAAGCAGUAGAAAUGUUAUUGAGGAGUAUGGAUCCAGCCCAUGAUCAUCUGCAGCUCCAGCAAACAUUCUCCCAGACAUCUGUCUAACUUCUCAACCAAGGAGGUCCCUUGACAUAAAUCUGCUGGCGACGCUGAUAGGUAUCAUAACACAAUUCAUGACGCUCAGAUCCCAGAGGGAACCUGUGAAUCAUGAGGCUGGUGUGGAAGUCCAUGGACAAAAUGAGGUGCUUCAGGAAACGCUCUACCAUUCCUUUCCUGGGAUUGCUGAUCACCUGUCUCCUCUUUCUCAACCUGUACAUUGAGGAUGGUUACGUAGUGGAAGAGGAUAAAAGACAGCUGAGGGAAACAUCCGUACAUCCUCCAAACUCAGAGAGCUACGUUCACACCUUGAGAGAUCUUACUAAUUUCUCUGGGACCAUAAACGUCACAUAUCGUUACCUGGCUGGAAACCCUUUGCCUCGCAAGAAAUAUCUUACUAUUGGGUUGUCAUCUGUCAAAAGAAAAAGAGGAAAUUAUCUAAUGGAAACGAUCAAAUCCAUUUUUGACCAGUCCAGUUAUGAUGAGCUGAAAGAGAUUGUGGUUGUUGUCCACCUGGCCGACUUUGACCUUACCUGGUGUGAGAAUCUUGUUCAGGAAAUCUCCAGGAAGUUUGCUCACCACAUCAUAGCGGGAAGGCUUCUGGUGAUUCAUGCCCCUAAGGAGUACUACCCACCCCUGGAGGGGCUGAAAAGGAACUAUAAUGAUCCGGAAGACAGGGUCCGUUUCCGCUCCAAACAAAACGUGGACUACGCCUUUCUCCUGAAUUUCUGUACCAACCUCUCUCAUUUCUACAUGAUGCUUGAGGACGAUGUGCGCUGCUCAAAGAACUUCCUGACAGCCUUAAAGAAAGUGGUCACCUCAAGAGAAGGUUCCUAUUGGGUGAUGCUGGAGUUCUCCAAGCUUGGCUACAUUGGGAAACUCUACCACUCUAGGGACCUGCCACGCUUGGCCCACUUCCUUCUUAUGUUCUACCAGGAGAUGCCCUGUGACUGGCUUCUCAUUCAUUUCCGGGGCCUGCUGGCCCAAAAAGACGUUAUCCGUUUCAAACCCUCCCUGUUCCAACACAUGGGAUACUACUCCUCCUAUAAGGGGGCAGAGAACAAGUUGAAGGACGAUGAUUUUGAGGAAGACUCCAUUGACAUUCCUGACAAUCCUCCAGCCAGCCUUCACACAAACAUCAAUGUAUUUGAGAAUUAUGAUGCAUCCAAGGCAUAUAGCAGUGUGGAUGAGUACUUUUGGGGAAAGCCUCCUUCCACGGGUGACUUCUUUGUCAUAGUGUUUUACAGAUCCACCAAAAUUAGCAAAAUUAAGAUCACCACAGGAACGGAUGAUCGACAGAAUGACAUCCUUCACCAUGGAGCUCUAGAAGUGGGAGAGAAGUUAGUCGGAACUAAGAAAGGGACACAGUGUUCUUCAUACAUAACAUUAGGAGAAUUUAAAAACGGCAACAUUGAGGUACAAGAUGUUGACCACAAGAUAGGCUUUGACAUUGAGUGUGUGCGUAUUGUGGUGACUGCUAGUCAGAAAGAAUGGCUUAUCAUAAGAAGCAUAAGCUUGUGGACUACUCAGCCACCAAGUCAAUGAUGACCACACAAAAACACAGUACGUCAUGUUACACCUGGUUAUUUAUUGUUUCAUUACCAUAUUUACUUGUCAUUGUAUUAUUCAAUUGAUUGUUUUUGCACUCGUGCAGUAUUUUUACCUGUCUUAUUUAGUAUUUGUAUAUAAAAGUCCUGUAAAAUUCCUGAAAUUAUUAGUCAUGACAUCAUUACAUUACAUUUCUUAGGACUGUUUAAUUGAUGAAACAAGUCAUAAAUGUCAAUUUACAUAUCAUUCCUGAAACACUGUUUUGAAAAUAUUUCUGCAUUACUCAUCUUAGACUCACACAUAACAUUUUACGUCAAUACAACCUAUAGAGAAAUCUAGUCAUUGGGUCUUCAAUAAUGUUACUCAACAGAACAUCUUUGGAGAACAGUAGCCUUUGGACAAUACUUGUAGCAUAAUUUCAAUGUGUUUUCAGAAUCAGAUUCAUAUUCUGAAUCACAAAUGCCACUAUUUUACCUUUUGUCAUUCCUAGCAUUACCAUUUCGAAAUAAAAUAAGUCACCGUGUUUUUUUUUUAACAUAAUUUACCUCUUUAUCAUUGUUACGGUGUCUUGCCUGAGCUUACUUUUAAGGGCCAGAAGUGGGCUUUGCCAUUUUACUGGCCCUGUAUGUUGUGUCAGAAACACUGAUAGGUGAAACAUGUUCUCCCAUCUUCUCUUAGAACAGAGAUUGGGUUGCACCUUGAAGAAUGGGGUGGACCUAAUCGCACCCUCUUCUCCAGCACAGCACAAUUUUGCCCAAGUAAAUUGGUCUGUGUUUCACUCGCUCUUUUAACACCAGCAAACAACAACCCCCCUGGAGCUAGGAUCUCAAUUCACUCCUCCCUCAUGUGUUUCUUUGUUUCAAACAGGGUUUUUUUUAACAAUGUUUCUCUAUGUUACU
Osmerus eperlanus (European smelt) is the source of this 2926-nucleotide messenger RNA. It is a transcript of the gene mgat4c, whose product is annotated as mgat4 family member C. Gene Ontology annotation, biological process: protein N-linked glycosylation. The transcript has 7 exons. Bases 591 to 2024 code for a protein of 477 amino acids. Gene Ontology annotation, molecular function: acetylglucosaminyltransferase activity. The record is from RefSeq and is a predicted model, not a curated record. NCBI's taxonomy places the organism in Eukaryota, Metazoa, Chordata, Actinopteri, Osmeriformes, Osmeridae.